Messenger RNA from Nematolebias whitei (Rio pearlfish), 1421 nucleotides. RefSeq names its product cadherin-18. Gene Ontology annotation, biological process: cell-cell junction assembly; adherens junction organization; homophilic cell-cell adhesion. Lineage: Eukaryota; Metazoa; Chordata; Actinopteri; Cyprinodontiformes; Rivulidae. Gene Ontology annotation, molecular function: calcium ion binding; cadherin binding. Gene Ontology annotation, cellular component: catenin complex; plasma membrane; adherens junction. The record is from RefSeq and is a predicted model, not a curated record.
GACGUGGAUGAAGCACCAAUUUUUUCUAUGGAUUACUAUAUCUUGGAUGUUUAUGAAAACUCACCAAGUGGCACCGAAGUUGGCACAGUUACUGCUCGAGAUCCGGAUAGUAGGAAUAGUCCUGUAAGAUAUUACUUGGACAGCAAAGAGGAUGAAGAAAGGUUCUUUAGAAUUGAUGAAAGCAGCGGAGUUAUACGUACGACGCAGUCUCUGGACAGAGAAGUAACAGCAUGGCACAACAUCACUGUGAUGGCCUCGGAGGUUGACAACCCCAGUCUUCUCAGACACGUUCCCGUUACCGUCCAGGUUCUGGACAUGAACGAUAAUCCACCCGAGGUACCAACCGAUGAGGAAGUCAUUGUCUGUGAGAACUCAAGGCCCGACCAGGUGAUCCAGACUGUCACAGCAGUGGAUAAGGAUGACUUUGCCAAUGGACAGCGGUUUACUUUUGCUUUGCCCAGCCAGCUACCAGUCAAUCCCAACUUCACCUUAAAAGACAAUGGAGACAGCUCAGCCAGCAUCAUUGCCAGGCGGCGGCGUUACAACCACAUGAGCCAGGAGCUGUACGAGCUGCCCAUCGUGGUGUGGGACGGCGGGGAGCCGUCUCUAAGUGGCACCAGCACCCUGACCCUGCGAGUGUGUCCGUGCCAGCGUCAUGGCAAGAUCCGGAUAUGCCAAGGCGAGGCGUUCCUCUCUUCUGCGGGUCUCAGUACAGGGGCUCUGAUUGCCAUCCUGCUGUGCAUCAUCAUCUUGCUUGCAAUUGUGGUUCUGUUCAUCACAUUGAGGCGGAGCAAGAAGGAACCCCUCAUCAUUGCUGAAGAGGACAUCAGAGAAAACGUAGUGACUUACGACGACGAGGGCGGAGGUGAGGAGGACACAGAGGCGUUUGACAUCAUUGCUCUCCGUAACCCAACUGCGGCAGAGGAGCUCAAGUUCAGACGGGACAUUCGGCCAGAGGCGAGGAGUCUUUGUGGCUUGCCCCACAUCCACAGGAGCCCAGUGGUGGAGCUGGACGAAGUGGACAUGCAGAAAUUUAUCAGACAGAGACUGGUGGAGGCUGAUAUGGACACCAGUGUGCCGCCAUAUGACUCCCUUCAGACCUAUGCUUAUGAAGGACAGGGCUCGUCUACGGGAUCCAUCAGUCCAUUGGACUCUCUUGGCGCUCAGUCGGAGCAGGAGUAUAACUAUCUGAGUGACUGGGGAAUGGAGUUCCAGAGGCUGGCAGAACUCUACGAAGAGGCAGAGUCAGAGUCUGAUGUGACCACCUAGUCUGUGAUUUCACUUCUGUUCAAACCAAAUCUGUUAUAAAUCUUUUUUUAAUUUUUGUCAGAUUUUCAGUGAAUGAGAUGAACACGUGGACCAACGGCCCUGUUCUUAAAGUUUACUGUUGAACUAAAAAUACUUCUUUUUUUCAUUUUGUC